AUUUGUUCAAAACACGCCAAUAUGCAAGUCUUUGCUCGACUUUUUCUAAGUCCCGAAUUAUUUUUGGGAAGGAAUAGCAUCAUAAUAGCUGUUCCCGGUACAACUGUGCCAUGAUACAACCUUAUUCUUAAUCCACCUUUCAUUUGUCGGUAUGCUGUUCCCGAUGGCUAUAAAGACACAGGCUGCGGAAUAAUCAAUGUUGGCCUCCUUUUCAUUCCCUCAAGAAACAAUUUCCAUCUGCUAUUUUCCUGGCUUGGUCUGAGGGUGAGGGCAAGGUUGAUGACAUAUUUGAUAUUGCACAAGAAGAAAGCAUGAAUGCAGGGUAUUGUUACAGAUUUUAUUCUGCUUCAUUGAAAUUCAGAACAAAGAUGUGACGCACUUCUAUGCAGCAAAUCCUCAGAGUGGUAAUCCGGUGAAUUGGGAACUGGAAAAAUGGACAAUGUACGCUGCACGUCGAUCUGUACUUGGACUGAGAAUUGGGUUGAAGAGGAAGACAUCACUACCAAUAUUCUCUCAAGGCUUCCUGUUAAGUCCCUUUUGAUAUGCAAGUCUGUCUCUAAACGCUGGCGGAGGUUGAUAUGCAGUCCUGAUUUUGUUCUGUCUCAGUUAAGGUGGUCCAGAGAAAACCCCAGUUUUAUAUUCUUUCUUCGUUACGAGAACGAGUUGAUAAAAAUUAGUGGAGAAGUUUUUGAAAGGAUCCCUCUUCCGUUUGGCCAAAGGCCAAACAAUUGUGAUAUGAUUUGUUCCUUCAAUGGCUUUAUCUGUUUGACUAACUAUAUUGGGUGGAACCACAAUAUCUUUAUCUGGAAUCCUGCCACUCAAGAAGUCCAGCUACUUCCCACAACCACUCUAUCUAAAAAGCCACCCAAAAUUGGAGUUGCUUAUGGACCUGGAACAUAUAAACUAUUUCGGAUUUUCUAUCCAGCAAGCAAAUCUCAACCUGGGUAUUGUGAAUGUGAGGCAUAUUCAUCAAUCACUAGAUCCUGGAAAGGCAUAGGAAGGGUUACAUAUUGGCCCAUGAGUUCAAAACAUGUAUCAAUUAAUGAAACAGUGUACUGGUUCAUCAGUGCAGAAAAAGAUAGAACAGUAGCUGGAUCCAUCCUUGCAGUUGAUUUGGAGGAGAAUUUUAGAAAAAUUAGCCUUCCAGAGGAAGUCUCAAGAAACUUGUCUCUGGUUGAUCUUGAAGGUUGCUUAUCUCUGAUAUCUAUACAUGUUGAAGCUAAUAGGUUUGAUCUUUGGGUUUUACAGGACUACAAAAAUGAGGCAAUUUGGUUCAGGAAAUGCAGUGAAGAUAUGCCCAUCUUAGAAAUUGGAUAUGUUUUCUCAGUUGUGGCACAAAAGAAUGAAAUCUUGUUCAUGCUUGUGGAAAGGUAUUUCGUCUAUAAUAUCGGCAGCAGGACUUGGAGGGAACUUGACUGGGGUGAUGUUUUGAGGAGGAAGUAUCCCACUGCAUUUGCAUUCACAGAAAGCCUCCUCCCUUGUACAGGAACCAUUGGUAUAUAGAACUUUAGGAAGGCAUGCAGGUCUCCAUAUGGUUGAGGACAGAGAAAUUAUUAUUGGAGUUCUUGACUACUCAAUGCCAACCCAUCUUCCCUCUUGUUGGUAGAAAAAUAAGGCUGAUGGAGAAAUCAAAAUUGAUCACUUUCUUCCACCAUUAAAGAGACAAAUGGCAUCUGAUGUUUUCUAUGCUUGGCCCUAUUAAUAUAAUGGAGGACAUGACAAUCGCUAGCUGUGUUAUAGCUGUUAAAAAUUUCCUUUUCUUUUUGCACCCUUCACUAAUCUUGGUUAAUUAAAGAUUGAUUAUGCUUUA
This is a messenger RNA of Vitis riparia (riverbank grape), 1810 nucleotides long. RefSeq names its product putative F-box protein At4g10190. The transcript is spliced from 3 exons. The record is from RefSeq and is a predicted model, not a curated record. Lineage: Eukaryota; Viridiplantae; Streptophyta; Magnoliopsida; Vitales; Vitaceae. The coding region runs from base 433 to 1503 and encodes 356 amino acids. Gene Ontology annotation, molecular function: protein binding.